Molecule: messenger RNA, 1308 nt
Organism: Morchella sextelata
Lineage: Eukaryota; Fungi; Ascomycota; Pezizomycetes; Pezizales; Morchellaceae
Exons: 3
Coding region: 1-1308 (435 amino acids)
Molecular function (GO): protein binding
Source: RefSeq, a predicted model, not a curated record
AUGGCAUUGCUGAUAAUUGACAGUGAUAAUCUCCCUGGUCUUUGUUUAUACUGUGCAACAAAUUCGCCAAACUCAACUGAUACCUGCUGCUAUAAUUCCAAUGCUGAGACGCGGUGUGAGAACGUUGAUUUGCCAACAGUCACUUCUUUACCCCCAAUAUUUACAACAACUGCAGUUUCCUCGUCAACCAGCACAUCAUCAUCUGGCGCAUCGGGCUCAAGUGGUGGAUCGGGUCUUACUGGGGGACAGAUUGCAGGAAUCACUAUUGGAGCUGUUGCUGGUGUAGCGCUGGUGGUUAUGCUUAUUUUGUUAUAUCGACGCCGGCAAAGAUAUGGGAACUCUCCGCCUACCUUCAACCAACAAUCUCGACAACAUCGAAGCCCCUCAAUGACUUUCAACCCAGUUGCUGCAACAAGCGUACAGGCCCAAGGGUAUGAGGUUCUCACUGGACGGAUUGCGCGAAUGUCAGCGCUUGAAGGGACAGGUGGGGCUUCAGAUAUAGACCUUUCAUCUCCUGGUGUGAUUGGUGGUGCCAGACGUGGACAUAUUCGGGUCGUUGAGAAUUCUUCGUCCUCUGAUUUUGGCUUAGAGGAUAGUCCAAACACCAACCAACCUCGAAGAUACUCGCCUGGUCGGCCCCUACACCCUCCACCCCGUGAUCGAAAUGCAUCUUUAUCCAGCACUUCGAUUCUGAUGUCGGAUAAUUCAUCUCCCGUUACUAGAAGCGACAGGGAUAUGUCAUCCCCUAGAUUUUCUAGUCCACAAUCCGAACAGCUACCAUACUUCAAGGAUUAUUAUUCCCAGGAUGAUAUUCAUCCAAAUGACAAAGUCGCAGUUUUGUGGGCAUACCAGCCCCGAGCCGCCGACGAGUUUGAUUUAGAUCGAGGCGAUAUGCUCAAAGUUGUGGGCAUUUGGGACGAUGGAUGGGCUACUGGUAUUCGCUUGAAUGAAAGAGCAGAAGAUUAUGUAAGCCACCGCCAGCUUCGUGAUAGUGGUGUAUCGGCACAUACUUCACGUGCCAGUCAACGCCGGUCGUCCUCUCCUCCGCCUGGGAUCGAAAUCAAAGCUUUCCCUCUUGUGUGCGUCUGUUUACCGGAGCACUGGCAAAAGACAAUCGACAAUGAUCCGCAGGGGUCGGAUUUCGCAGGAUUUUCGAGUGAUCAACCCGAGGAAACGGUGAGCGGCCGAUUACAUGAUGAGGAUCCGCGCACACCUGAGCGAAAAAUCACCCAAAAGGGCUCCAGCCGCUUUCGAGAAGAUUUGAAUGUUCCUCGGUCUGGAAAAACAUCAUCGCCGGCCUCCUUUUAA